This is a messenger RNA of Symphalangus syndactylus (siamang), 3478 nucleotides long. Its product is annotated as speedy protein E12-like. Gene Ontology annotation, biological process: positive regulation of cyclin-dependent protein serine/threonine kinase activity. The record is from RefSeq and is a predicted model, not a curated record. Lineage: Eukaryota; Metazoa; Chordata; Mammalia; Primates; Hylobatidae. Gene Ontology annotation, molecular function: protein kinase binding.
UGUGAGCAGCGUGACUGAGUAUCUUAGUCCAUUUGGGCUUCUAUUACAGAAAACCAUAGGCUGGUGGCUUAAACAACACACAUUUCUUUCUCACAAUUCCAAGAUUGAGGAACCAGCAGAUUGGUGUCUGGUGAGGGCCCACUUCCUGAUUUGUGGAUGGCUGUCUUCUCCCUGUAUCCUCACAUGAUGGGGAGUGAUGCAGUUUGGCUUUGAGUGCCCUGCUUAAAUCUCAUGUCGAGACCGGGUGCAGUGGCUCACACCUGCAAUCCCAGCACUUUCGGAGGCCGAGGUUGGACUGACCGAUGACAUCAGAGAUUCCGACCUUCCUGAUUGGAAGGACCGGACUCUGUGGGCACCUGGAAGUUCAGUUGGAUAACAGCAUCUUCUCAGAGCUGAUCUCCACUCCUGACUUCUCCCAGCCUCGAGAAUUGAUAACACACUCUUCGGGAUCCUACCAGUGCCCACGAGAAGGCCACGGACAGAACAGAGACUAGUUUCCGUGAGAGGGGAUAGAUUAUGGGAAACAUCAUGACCUGCUGUCUACCGCACCCCCAGGAUGAGCAGAGCCCCCAGCGGAGCACCUCGGGGUACCCCCUCCAGGAGGUGGUGGAUGAUAAAGUGUCGGGACCAUCAGCCCCUGGGGGAGAUCACAGCCCCCCACGUAGGUCCUUUUGCCUGAAAAGGAAGAAGGAGUGCUCGGACGAAUCUGAGGAGUCGUCAGAGGAGCCACAGAAGGAACUCAAGCGACAGCGAGUGUUGCUCAUGCUCCCUGAGCACCACGAGGCCUUCAACAGGCUGCUCGGAGGCACACUUCUCCUCGCUGCCCUGCUGCUCCCACGGAAACCCUGUACUGCUUCUCAUGCUGACAUCUGCUCUCUAAUCACAGAGGAUCCUGUCAUUAAAAGAUUCCUGGCUUGGGACAAAGAUCUGAGGGUGUCGGACAAGGUCGUUUGGGAUCUGAGCCCUCGGCCACAGUCUGGCCGCAGCCCUGAAGCUCCUGGCCCCUCUACUCUCAGCUCUUUGGGACAGUUCUCUGCCUGGCACACAAAAGACCCUCCUGACACCAUCCGACCUAGACACACCCCCUCCAGAGAUCCCAUCGGGGUCCACCAUCCUGGAAGCAUCACCAAAACCCUUCCUCUGGCUUCUCGGAUUUGCAUCCGACCUUCGAAUACCCCUCCACCCUGCAAUUUCCACAUGAGCACAGUCACCCCAACGCUGAGGUCCCUUCUCUGAUGGGCAACCCCUCCCCAGUCCCCCAUUCCACUAUCUCCACAAUCUUCCUCUCCCAAGAUGUGACCUCUCCUUCUCUGUGUUCUUUUCUCUCCAUCAGUACCUCUUGGCUAUGGUCAUAGCGUAUUUUAGGCGGGCCGGCCUCCUCUCCUGGCAAUACCAACGCAUUCAUUUCUUCCUGGCUCUGUGAGUGGUUUGCUACCUCCUAUCGGUCAAUAUCUAAUGCCCUGGGACAGCCGGGGAAGUGGGAUUCCAGCCUUUCAUUUAUUCUUUCACCUAUUUGUCCUCUUUACUCUGUGUACAAAAAAGACAGGAUUAUAGCAUCUUAGACUGUUGUUUCUAAAAAGAAACUCAGGCUGCGCGUAGUGGCUUACGCCAGUAAUCCCAGCACUUUGGGAGGCUGAGGCAAGCGGAUAACCUGAGGUCAGGAGUUCGAGACCAAGCUGGUCAACGUGGGAAAACGCCGUCUCUAUUAAAAAUUAGAAAAAUUAGCCGGGCGUGGUGGUGUGCACCUGUAAUCCCAGCUACUUGGGAGGCUGAGGCAACAGAACCCCUUGAACCCAGGAGGUGGAGGUUGCAGUAAGCUAAGGUUAAGCCACUGUACUCCAGCCUGGGUGACAGAGCGAGACUUUUCUGAAAGAAAAAAAAAAGCCAAAAAUCCCGAAACUCCAAUGCCAGUGUACAAAUAAAAGAAUAAAAGAGGCCGGGUGCGGUGGCCCAUGCCUGUAAUCCCAACACUUUGGGAAGCCAAGGCGGGUGGAUCACAAGGUCAGGAGAGCGAGACCAUCCUGGCUAACACGGUGAAACCCCGUCUCUACUUAAAAAUAAUAAUAAUAAUAAUUAGCCAGGUGUGGUGGCGGGUGCCCGUAGUCCCAGCUACUCGGGAGGCUGAGGCAGGAGAAUGGCGUGAAUCUGGGAGGCGGAGCUUGCAGUGAGUGAGAUCACACCACUGCACUCCAGCCUGGGCGACAGGGCGAGACUCCAUCUCAAAAAAAUAAAUAAAUAAAACAAAAGGAACUAUAAACUGCUCCCAAGGAGAGAAGAAAAGGAGCAGAGGAAUGGACAUGACACUUCCCCCAGCAAGUAGAUGUUUCCGGUUCUCUCUCUGUCCUUCCCACAUCAACCACAAACGCCAUCAACCUCCUCCGGGUUCCCAUGACAGAGAUCACUGUUCAGGUCCCCCUCGCAUCACUCAAAUCCACUGUCAAAUGCUCCCUGCUGGGGUCUCCUGGAGUCUCUCCCCAAGCCAGGGGGCUUCCUAGGGCAGCCUGAGCAUCUUUCCAAAGCAUGACAACCUCACUGCCCAUCUGAACAACUUCAUUAGCUGAUGUCUUUCUCUACCGAGGCCAGGGUCCACAGUGCCAAUUCUGCCCUCUCUACAAUCCCUACAAGCACACUGGCUCGCCAUCUUGGUGUUCUCUGGUUUGGCUUCACUGCUCCUUCCAAAUGCCCUCCACCCGACUUUGCUUUUGUGUUUUCUGUCUGCGUGUCCCGCACACAUGUGGUUCUGAAGGGAAGGACCCAUUCCUUGAACUCAGUUCACCCCACAGCCUCUGGGAUGCCUUCCCUCAUCUUCCAACUUCUGCAUGCCCAUAGCUCUCUAGUUACAUCCUGGACACUGGGAUAAGGUCAUCUGCCCUGAUUACUCCCAGUCCCAUUAGACUAGACGCCUGUAGAAGGCAGGGUCCUGGCAAGAUAUCAAUGUAUCCAAUUUCUUUUAUUUUUUUGAGGCAGACUUGCCCUGUCCCCCAAGCUGGAGUGCAGUGGUGAGAUCAUAGCUCACUGCAGCCUUCAUAUCCUGGGCUCAAGCGAUCCUCCCACCUCAGCCUCUUGAUUAGCUCCGACUACAGGGCUGUGCCACCACACCUGGACAGUUUGUUUAUUUAUUUAUUUAUUUAUUGAGACAGAGUCUUGCUCUGACUGGAGAAUGGAGUGGCCCAAUCUCGACUCACUGCAACCUCCGCCUCCUGGGUUCACACAAUUCCUAUGCUUCAGCCUCUUGAGGAGAUACGAAUAACGCAUAUGCUACCACACCAGGAUGAUUUUUGUAUUUUUCGUAGGGAUGGGGUUUCUCCAUGUUGACCAGGCUGGUCUCCAACUCCUGGUCUCAAGCGAUCCACCCGCUUCAGCCUUCUAAAGUGCUGGGAUUACAGGCAUGAGCCACCGCGUCUGGCAUAUUUCUUAUACUUGUAAUAGAGGUGAGGGUCUUGCUAUGUUGCCCAGGCCCGUGUCAAACUCCUGGCCU